UUUUUUUUGGUCUGAAAAUUGUUUUUCAUUUCCAACACAUUAUUCAGGGUUCACCAUCUCUCUUCAAAGAGUUCUUUGCAAAACAGGAAGUGAGACCACAACAGACUAUUGUCACAUAACGAAUUAGAAGAAAACAUCAAUACUGAAGUUCAUCCAGUUUGGUUUCUGUAUCACAGUACCAGGAAUCAUCGAAACACCUUCAUCGUACUCCACACCCCACCCAACCUUAUAGUGUGUUAAUGUAAAAUAUUAACAACAAAUUAAACAUUUGAAGCUGAAAGAUAAAGAUUUUGCUGCCUUGAGUGCUCCACUGCACCUCUGUGAAAUCCAACUGUAUCCCAGCCACAGAUAACCCCACUGUUAACAUUAGCACCCAUUAGCUUCCCCGAAACUCUUCAUUUCCUCCCAGUUCACUGUUGCUUUGAAGCUCAACACAGUUCACUGUUGAGGUUCCAAACACCAACAGUGUCGGGUGCUAUUACAAGAUAUUGUCAAAAUUCCCCCCUUUUUCUUAGUCUUAGUGUCUUUAACAUCAGGUGAUUGCUCUGAGUCAAGAAACACACACCUGACACAUACCUGACCCUCAUUACGACUGGGGCUGCGAUAGCGGUUAGAUGUCUGAACUGACAGAUGACCUUCUUGAAAAGCUUUUAGAGAUGUUUAGACGUUAGAAAUUAGUCGAUAGAGGAGAAAGAAAAAAGUGGUUUGACUUGACAUCCUCCCUCCCAUUGGGCGCUUCAGAGAGCACAGUAUUAGUGCAGGCUUUUGUCCUCUUGUGGUCACUCUAACACAAUCUGAAAAUGGAGGAUGAAAGUGAUCCCUCAUUGUCAUUGUCAGGACUCCACUCAGAGGAUUCAUGCAAGAGUGUAGAAAGCCUAAAGAGGCCUGGACAAUGAAAUAAAAUGCAAUUGUUAGGCUUUUUAAUAGAUCCCAAGUGAAAAAAUAAUGUACAUAAGUGCAUUUGAAAUGCAUUGAAAUAUUAUGUUUCAAUUACAUUUAUAUAAAUGUGUACUUAUUUUAAAUAGAUUGAAAGUAAAUUAAUUUUAUGCUAUCAUGAAAUACUCAAAAGUAUGACGACUACAUCUUCUGCCACCUUCCACCUUUAUAUUUAAAGAACAGCCACCGUACCUAUACAAAUAUAUAUAUAUAUAUCAUCACAUAUUAUUAUUUUUUGGUUUUUAUGAACUUCUCUUUUUACUGUAACCCCGGAGGAACCUUUUUUCAAUGCAUCACAUGGUGGGACAACAGUGUGCAGUUGGAUGCUGUUUGGAUGAUGCAGGAGGUGGACAGUACCCAGCCAGGCUCUCUGAGAGCCUUCAGCGUCCUGGAUCGUCUGCUGUUGACGCACCAGGUGUGGCUGCAGCUGUCGCUCAACCAAGACUCCGCCCUCUAUAUCCUGCUCAGAGAGCCUGUUGGGACCUUUUUGGUGCGCAAAUGCAGCUCCAGCCAGAGAAAGGUGCUGUGUUUGAGAGUAACAGCUGACAGAAGUGCCUCCUCUGUUAAGGAGUGCUUCAUCUGUGAGGAGGACUCCACAUUCGCCUUGGAGAGCUCAGCACUCAGCUUCCCUGACCUGUGUCGACUGGUGGCCUUCUACUGUAUCAGCAGGGAUGUGUUGCCUUUCCCUCUUCAGCUACCAGACGCCAUUGCUAAAGCCACAACACACAGGCAGCUGGAGGCCAUCUCACAUAUGGGACAAGACUUCUGGAGCUUGCCGAGUGCUUCAGAGAUCCAAAAUGGACCGUUGGACCCGGUUCCAUCAACCAGUGGCAGCCCGGGCCAGACUGCAUUGACCCAGGACCAGUGGAACCUGCUGAUCCAAGGCAGACAAGGCAAACUCUGCUUCAUCAACCCACUCUUCUUGCAGCUGGAAACAAGCAAGCAGCCACAACUCACAAACCACAGUGCCUCCAAUAAAAGGCACCGCUUCAAGCGCAGCAUGCGGCUCCGGCUCUCCGAGUCCUCCAUGAAUCUGUCCCUGGAGGGGGUCGGCUCCUACUCACCUCCCCCGUCAGUGGAGCAUCCCGGCGGGUCAGAGAGGCUGCAGAAGUCUGGCACCAACUCACAGAGGAGAGUUCACGCUGGGGCAGGGGUCUUGAGGAGAACCCCUGCCGUAUCACCUGGGUCCGCAGAGGAAGAGGACAUGAUGUCUGUCUAUGUGCCACAAACAUCUGCCAAGGUGGAGGAGCCUCCAGUACCCCAGCAGUCUGCCCGAGCGGAGGAGCCAGGCAUCGAGGUGGCGGUUCUGGGUUUGGAGCAUCGCCCGGCUCCGUCCCUGGCCGAGCUCGACAGCAGCAGCUCCUUCAGCAGUAUGGAUGAGGAAAAUGACUCGGAUUCAGAUCCAGAAAGCAUGGCCCAAACCCAGAUGCACACCUACUAUCGUCCGCCACUGGUGCGCUCUCGAGGCCGCGGGGGGUUGCACCGUAUGAGCGAGGCGUUCGUGUGUUUCUUUGCACCAGACAAGCGGCUGACGCGACUGGUGGAGGAGCUGUCCAGAGAUAGACGCUCCAUCUUCGGGGGCAUGGUUCAGGACUUCCUCUUGGCACAGAGAGGGGUGCUCAAAUCUCUGGCCUCCUCUUCUUCUUCAUCAUCAUCAUCAGCGUCCUCUUCCUCGUCACGUGUGACAUCUGUGCAGCUCCUGCAGGGUCUGCGGCUCUUUCUGUCCCAGGUUAAGUACUGCCUGCUGGACAGCGGAGAGCUGGAGCCUCCCAUUGAAAUCCUGGUGCCAGAGAAUGAGAAAGACCUGGCGCUGGAGCGAGCCAUGUUCUCCUGUGUGCUCAGGCCUCUGAGGUCCCACCUCGAAAAAGCCCUGUUGGCGUUGCACAACGAGGACGGCUCCAGCCAGCGCCUCACCCAGAACAUGCUGCGUCUGAGAGGGGACGCCGCCAUGGAGCAGCUCGGCGUACGUACGGGCGUCCCGGACAGCCGUGAGGUGGAGAGAGUGAAGAAGAAGCUGGUCCUGAUGCAGCGGACGCACUCGCCUAUCGAUAAGGUGCUCCUUCUGCUGCAAGUGUGCAAGUGCGUCCACAAGGCCAUGGGGUCCUUACAUGGACAGGAAGUGAGCUGGGAGGACUUCCUGCCAUCCUUGUCGUAUGUGCUUGUGGAGUGUAAUAGGCCUCACAUCCUGAUAGAGGUGGAGUACAUGAUGGAGUUGCUGGAGCCGUCCUGGCUCGGAGGAGAGGGAGGGUACUACCUGACCAGUGUGUAUGCCAGCCUGCAUCUGAUCCAGAGCCUGGACCAGGAGCAGCCCUUCUCAGGCUGCCUGACGCCGGAGGCCCAGGAGGCUCUGAGGGAGUGGAGCUGCAGACGGAGCCAAGAGGCCCAGAGGCAAAAAGAGAACCGGCACAGCCAGAGGUGCGUUCGGAUACUGUUCCAGGACGGGGAGCGGAGCGCCGUGCGGACGUUGCAGUGGAGAGCCGGGGAGACCAGCCAGGCCCUGGCGCAGCUGUGUGCCACCACCUUCGAAGUGUCCGACCCGCAGCAAUACACCCUGUACUGGCGCAGCGGCGGCGAGAUGAGGGCCUUGCCGCCUCAGGCUCAGCCCCAGGACCUGGCCAGCCACAGCGAGGGAGGCCCCUCGCUCUCCUACCUGAGGACCGACCACGACUUCAGCAAGAUGCGGCGGCUCACCAGAGGUGGCGCCGUGGACCUGAGCGAGUCGGUGUGUGAGGAGUGAGUGGGAGGGAUGGAGGAAGGAGGGAGGAGGAGGAGGAGGAGUAGGAGGAGGAGAUGGAUGGUUGCUCUCGCUUUCUCUCUCUUUCUCUCUCUUGUUCUGUCUCUUUCUCUCCGGCGGUGUGUUGUGUCUCAUCGUGGGUCAGGACUUGUUGUGAAAAACUACAGCCCUUCACCAGACUAGGAGCAGACCUUAAAUGGUAAACUCUUCCCUAAAUGGACCAACAUGCAGAGCAGAACAGGCCCUGCAUAGGGACUGUUGCCAAAAGUUGUACUAUGUACCACUCAGUGUGGCUGCUAGUGUAAAGGAGUGUACUAUUUGUGACAUGGAAAAUGUGUAAUAAAUGGAUUUGGUUGUUAUUUGACACAUGAACCCAGAGUUAUAGCAUGAAGGGAUUACAUCAUUAAAACGUGAGGAGGCUCAAAUCCAAAGACAAAUUCUGUGAAACUACCGUUGCCUGGAAACAAAAUCACCUUCUGUAUGCACACGAGAAGGCAAAUUGUCCACUGUGGUGAUGUAACCCUUUCACGGAAUAGUUCUGGGUGAAUCUAAAAGACACUUGGAUGUUUUUAUUACUUCACUUUUAUGUGUAAAAGUCUGCAAAUCUUUGGAUGGAACCACAUUGUUAAAGGGUUUGGGGAUACAAAACCUUCAUGUGCCCCCUUUGGAAUACAGUUUGAUUGACAAAAAAAAAAAAAAGGAGAUGUUUUUAUAGCCAAGACCAAACCUCAAUACCAAAGUGACAAAAACAGUCAGAUAAAGAGGCCAUUUUUGUGCUACAACAGGUGUUUACUUUGAAAGAAAUCAGGUUUACAAGCACGAGGGAAGCUUUAAAUCAGCUGUUCAUUUUUAGAAGCACCCACAGAGACAAUUUUAUUUUUGCUUUUUGAGAAAAAGCGCAGACACUCCUCCUUGCUUGAGUAUUCUAUUAAGUGUUUUUGGCAGGGCGAGUAAUUGGUGAGUAGGAGGGAAGUGAUAGAAAAGCAUCAGCUCUCUGUUUUUUAAAACCAUGUGAGAAAAAUAAAUUCACAUCUCGAGGCUGAGACGACCUGCAACAGAUUUACUGAAUGACUUGCGAAUGUAUUCGAAUCUUUUUUUUUUUCCGUGUCAGAGUUUAAUCCUUUCAGAACUGCAUUCAUUUCACGUUUUUAAUCCACCGCUUUUGAGUUCUACUGUUUCUCUUCUUCUUCUCUGCACUGUAAAAUAACAACCCGGACUGAGAGGACAGUCUGACCAAUAAGAAUAACACUGAUGACUGGUAGAAUGUAAAUGUAAAAGUCACCAGCUUCUGGCGUCUCCUGCUGCAAGUCAUCAUUAUCAACUGACUGUUCAACUCAAUGUCAUUAUCAAUUAUCAUAUUGUGUAUUUAAAACUAACUUUUAAUUGUUUCGAUUUGUUGGGUAGAUAUCGAACCUAAGUAUGGAUUUUCAACAUAUCUGGAGUUUCUAAUCGGCUGAGGAGGUUAAUUUUUUCGAGAACUAUGAUGUGUUUUGAACAUAAUUGCAUGCUUUUUCAUUUAACGUGAAGGUUCUGCGAAUGUGAUGUGUGUGUGCGCGUGAAGCAUGUGUUCAUUGUGAGAGCUCACUAUUUCUUUUCAGUGUAGAAACACAUUACUGUAUUCUGUCAGGUAACUCAGUAUCGCAAUAAAAAAAAAAUUGCAAUA
Molecule: messenger RNA, 5333 nt
Organism: Thunnus maccoyii (southern bluefin tuna)
Lineage: Eukaryota; Metazoa; Chordata; Actinopteri; Scombriformes; Scombridae
Gene: rin1b
Product: Ras and Rab interactor 1b
Exons: 12
Coding region: 1181-3673 (830 amino acids)
Biological process (GO): vesicle-mediated transport
Cellular component (GO): endocytic vesicle; cytosol
Molecular function (GO): small GTPase binding; guanyl-nucleotide exchange factor activity
Source: RefSeq, a predicted model, not a curated record